Alternaria burnsii is the source of this 2685-nucleotide messenger RNA. Its product is annotated as uroporphyrin-iii c-methyltransferase. Gene Ontology annotation, biological process: siroheme biosynthetic process. The coding region runs from base 1 to 2685 and encodes 894 amino acids. The record is from RefSeq and is a predicted model, not a curated record. Lineage: Eukaryota; Fungi; Ascomycota; Dothideomycetes; Pleosporales; Pleosporaceae. Gene Ontology annotation, molecular function: uroporphyrin-III C-methyltransferase activity. The transcript has 5 exons.
AUGGAGCCCGGGCAGCAGCCAACAACAACCUGCACCGUCGUGCCUUGGAAGCACAUCACCAUGUCCACCGCUGUAUGGCCGCCCAUCGAUGAUGCCCGCCUCGCUGAUCAGCAGGCGGCGUCGCAAGCGCGAGAGCUUGAAUGGCUGCUUGUGCAGCUCCGUGAGACGCUGCAGUCGCUCAAGGCAGGCCUGGAAGAGUGCGCUGCUCUGCUUGCGCCUUCAGAAAACGGCUCGACACUUGUGCUGACUUCGGUGCGCUCCGAGAGUCUCAAGGGCCUCAUUACGCGCAUUGGCACGCGCAUCACCAAAGGCAAUGUCAAGCUCCGUCUGGCAAGCCUCCCACCACCCAAAGGCUCUCUGACCUACGACCUCGCCAUAUCCUCUGCACCGCACGCGCCUACACUCGUCGUGCCCCAGCUUACUGCAAUCCGAACGUCCAUCAACAGCUGCCUCGACGUCAUCGACGUGGCUACUUGGGGAGGCGAUGCUACCAACGCCAAUUUUGUCUCUGGCCAACUGCAGCUGCUACACGACCAUAUCCUCGAGGCGCAAGCGGCAUUAAAAGGCUACUCAGACGUGCAGCCGCCGUGGUGGGAGAAUCCUGUAGAUGACAAGACCUUCGAUCCUCCACUGCCAGCGAACGUGUCUUUCCAUCUGUUCGUCUUCGAUGCCGCCCUUGUGCUCGAAAUCCGCACUCUCGAACCGCAUAAUGCUGGGGACAGCACAUCGCUCACCGGCUUCAGCAUUCGCAACACCUUUGCAUCCGCGCUCGGCGGUGCAAGAGCACCUGCACACGACGAAGCCGAUCGUACAUUCAAAUACAAGGACCACGACGUUCGCGUCAAAGAGAAGAUCCGGGUAGAGAGCCAAGACCCCGCUCUAAUCUCCGCCUCAGCAAAACUCAACGCUCUUGGACACAGUGUAAUGUUGAGCCGAAAAGCGCUCAAUAUUCAGUCAAUUGCACCAUCGACCAUUGGGCGGGACCACCACUCACAUGUCGCCUUUUUCCGCGGGGAUGCCCUUAUUGUUGCAAUUUAUUCUACAUCACACUUCAACAUGGCUCCAGCACUUCUUACCGCGGUUGACGCCACAUCCCACAUCCACCUUGUAGUAGGGUCCAACCCACUUGCAGGCGCACGAUGCGCACGAUCAAUAGAGGUCGGUGCGAAACCGGUACUGCUUGCGCCCGAGGACUCCACACUUCACUAUGGUCUCGUCAAGCGCAUUGAAGCGGGCGAGGUAAAAUGGCUAAAGCGAAGUUUCGUCGAGGAGGACUUGACCACACUUGGAAGACCAGAGGUAGACGGCGUAGUGGAUGCCGUGUUUGUUACCGCCGGCGGUAAGCAUACAUCAGCGACCCACAUCUCAAGUCUUUGCCGGAGACUACGCAUACCAGUCAAUGUCGCCGAUGCACCGAAUCUCUGCUCCUUCACCCUCCUCUCAACGCAUUCGGAUGGUCCUCUACAGAUUGGUAUCACAACAUCUGGAAAGGGAUGCAAACUUUCUGCAAGAAUACGGAGGGAGAUUGCGGCGUCGCUCCCACCGCGCCUGGGUGAUGCGGUUGAAAGGCUGGGGACACUGCGGAGACGCAUAUGGGAGGAAGAUCAUGCAGCGGAACUAUCGCAAGACCUAGAAGCAGAGGAAGAGGACAGUGGCCAGCCAGCGACAUUCAACAAAUUGAUCCUGGAAGAAAGCAAAGAAGCAGCACGGGGACGUCGCAUGCGCUGGCUAUCACAGAUAUGCGAAUACUGGCCUCUACGCCGUCUUGCGGGUAUUACGGAUGCAGACGUCGAUAUGUUGUUCCGCGAAUUCGCCAGCAGUAGCCCCUCGAAAGUCGGACCCACUGCCACCACUCCUGGAAGACGUGCAGGCCGUAUUAUCCUCGCAGGCUCUGGUCCUGGCAAUCCCGACCUUCUUACCCGCGCAGCCCACAAAGCCAUUCUCUCUGCCGAUCUGAUUCUCGCUGACAAACUCGUCCCCGCACCCAUUCUCGACCUCGUUCCCCGCCGCGCAACCGUCCACAUCGCACGAAAGUUCCCCGGGAAUGCAGAUAAAGCCCAGGAAGAGCUCUUGGAGCUAGGUCUGGAAGGACUCAAGGCCGGCAAAGUCGUAGUUCGGAUAAAGCAAGGCGACCCAUACAUCUACGGUCGUGGUGGCGAAGAGUACGAUUUCUUCCGCGCGCAUGGUUUCAUACCCAGUGUCCUACCUGGUAUUACAAGUGCCCUAAGCGCACCCCUCUUCGCUGCGAUACCUGCCACACACCGUGGCAUCGCAGACCAAGUGCUCGUUUGCACUGGCACAGGUAGAAAAGGCGCGCCCCUCGACCCACCAGAAUUCGUAGCUUCCCGCACACUCGUCCUUCUCAUGUCGCUUCACCGUCUAUCCGCACUAGUCGAAAGUCUAGUCGGCAAAGGGUACCCUGCAGAAUUGCCCGUCGCGGUACUGGAACGAGCUUCAUGUCCGGAUCAAAGAGUCAUUAGAACGACUCUGGAACAUGUUUGCGCUGCUGUAGAAGAGGAGGGCAGCAGACCUCCUGGACUCUUGGUUGUGGGUAACGCGUGUAAAGUGCUUAUGAAGUAUGAACAAAGAUGGGUUGUCGAGGAAGGGUUCCAUGGACUGGACAAUUUGGGUGGGGAUGGCGAAUUGGAGAUCAGUAGACUUACUGAGGCGGCUAUUGCCGCGUAG